Messenger RNA from Oryzias melastigma (Indian medaka), 2861 nucleotides. It is a transcript of the gene gpr183a, whose product is annotated as G protein-coupled receptor 183a. The record is from RefSeq and is a predicted model, not a curated record. Gene Ontology annotation, biological process: G protein-coupled receptor signaling pathway. Gene Ontology annotation, cellular component: membrane. The transcript has 2 exons. The coding region runs from base 185 to 1312 and encodes 375 amino acids. Gene Ontology annotation, molecular function: oxysterol binding; G protein-coupled receptor activity. NCBI's taxonomy places the organism in Eukaryota, Metazoa, Chordata, Actinopteri, Beloniformes, Adrianichthyidae.
CAGGCAGCCGAUCUCGCUCUUGAUUUGUGAGUGUCAUGCUGUUGGAGGCAGCAGCGAGUGCUCACAGUAAGAUAAGUCCUGGAGCAGCAGCAGACUUUACAUGAGCGUUUUUGUGUUAUCUGGAUCAAUGAGAGUGCCGUUAAACUGUCUGACAUCUGUGAGUUGCUGGUGCUAAAACAUCAGGAUGGCCUCUGACAUCACACUCGGAACCUCAAACUUCACACCAAAUAAUAAUUACCUCCAAAACACGACUUGUGACACCCUGUACGACCAUCGCCAGUAUGCCCGGGUCCUCAUGCCUCUGCUGUACUGCAUCGUGUUCUUUGUGGGGCUGCUGGGAAACUGCCUCGCCCUCCACGUCAUCCGCCUCAAUGCGAAGAAGAUCAACUCCACCACCUUGUACUCUCUCAAUCUAGUCAUCUCGGACAUCCUCUUCACCCUGUCUCUGCCUGUCAGGAUAGUCUACUAUGCUCAGGGCUUCCACUGGACUCUGGGGGAGGCCAUGUGCAAGAUCUCCGGCAUCAUCUUCUACAUGAACACCUACGCCGGCGUCAACUUCAUGACCUGCCUCAGCGUGGAUCGUUUCAUCGCCGUGGUCUUGCCGCUUCGCUUCGCCCGACUCAGGAAAGUCAGUAACGUGCGGUAUAUUUGUGUUGGCGUGUGGGUGCUGGUCCUGGCUCAGACCUUACCGCUGCUGAGCAUGGAACUGAGCAACAAGGAGAAGGAUGGCUACAUCACCUGCAUGGAAUACCCACGCUUAGACCAGCUGGAUAAUAUUGCCACCAUGCUCAUCGGCGCGGUCUUCCUGGGUUACGUCAUCCCUGUGAUCACCAUCUUGGUCUGUUACUCAGUCUUGUGCUUCAAGCUGCGCCUAACAGCCAAAACCAACCAUCUGACGGAAAAAUCCGGCCGCAGUCGCAAAGCCAUCGGCGUCAUCUGCUGCGUGUCUCUGGUGUUUGUGGUGUGCUACAGCCCCUACCACAUCGACAUCCUGCAGUACAUGAUUCGCAAGCUGGUUUCCAGUCCCGACUGUGCAGACCUCACCGCCUUCCAGGUGUCGCUGCACAUCACCGUGUGCCUGAUGAACCUGAACUCCUGCCUGGACCCGUUCAUCUACUUCUUUGCAUGUAAGGGCUACAAAAGGAAACUCUUGAAGAUACUGAAGAUGCACGUCAGCAUCUCCUUCUCCAGUGCGGUGAGGAUGUCGCCCGAUGGCUCCUCCAAGGACUUUGUAGACGGCAACAAGAUCCAACUCCACAGCUCCACGGUGGUGGCGACAAGCGAGCGAGCAUCAGACAGGAGAUUAUACUGAGCAGAGUCAAGCAGAGAACAACUCAAGAGAACUUUGAUGUCUCCACUCGAGCAGUGCCUCACAGUCACUCCAGCUGGAAUGAACUGGAAUUCAAUGGGACUACUCUGUUUAACCUGUUUUGAAUGGUAAAUUCACCUACUUUUUUAUUUUCUGUUUGAAUUUUGUGGACUGUAGUGAUGUCAGAACAAGCCGUUUCUUCAAAAAGCAAUGAAAGUCUGGCAUUUGAACCUUCAAACCACAAGCCUUUCACACUCUCUUUGUUGCGUCAAAGAACUCAACUCUGACCUGAAUUUUUGUCCAGACUUGGAUCAGCCAGCAGACACAGUAUUAUGAACCAAGACUGAGUCUUAGGUGUUUUCUUGGAGUUUCAUUUCAGCCCACAGGUGUUAACUCUGAGGAAAACAGAACCCAAAGUCACACUUCCUGUAACACAAAUACCAGGUUAAAAUGGGAGCAAAAAUUAAUGUGUUUUUCACCUUGUUAACAUGUAAGUUUGUAUUUCUUUGUACAUGAAAAGGAACCAAUUAUCUUUUGUAGUAGGUUUAUGUAAAAACUUUUAUUUUUAUCUUUUUUUUCUUAUUCAGGAGAUUUUUUUUUAUUAUUUUUUUUUAUCAAACUCAAAAUUGGGACAGAUCUUUUUUUGGCAAUGUACUUCCAAACCAAUGAUCAACCUCCGUUUGAUGGUUGUGCUUAUUAUCAUUAUUAUUUUUAAUUUAUUUAUAAGGAGCAAACAGUUCUCAUGUUUGUAGUACCUCAGAUCAGCCGUGGAUGAAUCCUGAUUAUUUUGCUGAUUAUUCAGAAAAAUGAGAUGACACAAAGCAAAGGUGUUAAAAAGUUGAUCUAUUUGUUUUCCACAUGUAGAUGACUGCUGUCAUCUGCAUUCAUGAUCAAGCCAGUUAUUUUUUCAAAAAAAAAAAAGACAACAGGUGGUGGCAAAAAAAUCUUGAAGAUCUUGCCAAAGCUUCCCCAUUGUCCAUUGUGCGGUGGCAGUUGUAUAUGUAUUCGUAGCAAUAAAGGGAUAGGCUUAAAUAAGCAUUUGCAUCUGCCUAUCCCCUUUUCAAACAUGUAUUUAUUGAAUUUGACUGUUCUUUUAUAAAAGGCGACUGCAUUGAUUUUUUUUUUUUUAAGUAAUUGUUUUUGUAAUAUUGUAUGUGUUAGAAAUAUGUAUAUGUGUAUACAUAUUGUCUUUGAUAUGACUCAGUUAUGGAUUUGAACUAACAAACUUCCAUUCUCAGGACAGACAUUUAACCAUAAUGCCACUGAGGUGGUUAGGAUACAAAUUUACUUGUUUUUUUUUUGUUUUUUUAUUAUUAUUAAUUUGUAUAGAAUCAGCAGAGUUUUAGACUUUUUUAGUCAGGUUGUCACUCCGAGGGCACAGUGGGUAGCACUUUUCAACAACCCAACGUUUAGCUUGACAAUGGCAACAGUUGUAUACUUCACAUGAAAAUUCCUUUUUAUUUUACUUCUAUGAGCCUCAAGCUAUGCUGUACAGCCACACCCGUGGUUCCAGUUGUAAAUAUCACUUGAAUAAAUGUGUUGAGACCUGGAA